CCUCAGGUCUCCCGCUUGAUUCCAGGGCCACCCACGCUGGCGCCCUCUCUGGUCUCCGCCAGCAGCCCCCGCCUCUUCUCAGGAAGCCUGGGUCUCCCUGGGAGCGGGUCUGCCCUUGGGGGAGGCCUCUAGUCUCUGUGCCCUGCAGCUCGGCUUACGUUUGGGGAGGACAGAGAGGGGCUCGGCGUCCCCCGCAGGCACGUGUACUAGCCCAGGCAGGAGGGAGCGCCUCCGCGGAGGAGUCAAGACGUGGAGGAGGGAGAAGCGCGCCAGAAUCUCGGUCCCGGGCGCCUGGUCGGCCGCCGAGGAGCUGCAGCCUCCAACAGGGAGCUGUGUGUCUCUGACAUGCUACCUGCUCAGCUCAGUGACUGAAGGCUCUUGCAUCCCAACUCUGCCAGGAAGCAAAGGUCGGCACAUCCCCGGGAGCCAAGCCAGGCCAGCCUGAAGCGCUGCAUGCACAUUUGGCCGUGAGCUAGUGCACGUUAACCUGAGCCGGUGCCAUGGACUUCGUCAUGAAGCAGGCCCUGGGAGGGGCCACCAAGGACAUGGGGAAAAUGCUGGGGGGAGAGGAGGAGAAGGACCCAGACGCACAAAAGAAGGAGGAGGAGCGGCAGGAGGCGCUGCGGCAGCAGGAAGAGGAGCGCAAAGCCAAGCACGCGCGCAUGGAGGCCGAGAGGGAGAAGGUCCGACAGCAGAUCCGAGACAAGUACGGGCUGAAGAAGAAGGAGGAGAAGGAGGCCGAGGAGAAGGCAGCCCUGGAGCAGCCCUGCGAGGGGAGCCUGACACGGCCCAAGAAGGCCAUCCCUGCUGGCUGUGGUGAUGAGGAUGAGGAGGAAGAGGAGAGCAUCCUGGACACGGUGCUCAAAUACCUGCCCGGGCCACUGCAGGACAUGUUCAAGAAGUAACCGGCCCUCCUGCCCCAUCCCUACACCUAUUACUAUUUUCUUCUUUUUUUUCUUUUCAUUAAGUCUCAAUUCUGAAGGGGAAAACCUCAGUUGGCCUCUGCCCCCCUUCCCUGGCCAGGGGCUUCUCCCACUUAGCGCUCCCUCACACACCCCUUUGCCCCAGGGUACCCAGAUCCACCCUACUCCCAAGUAGCUUGAAAAAGGGAAGGCAGCUUUCCCUUUCCAGGGGGCAUUGAACCCAGGGCUAUAGGCACUGGAGGCCCCUCAGGAAGACUAAAGUCUAUGAUAGUGUGGUAAUUCCCAUACAUUCCUCCAUGCUCCCCACUGCCAGGAGGACCACUGUCCCCAGCCAUCCAAAGUAAUGACACAUUCCAGCCCUGCCCAGCAUGCUGACCUUUGGCCUCUGACCUCCAGGUCAGGGCAGGGGCACUGAGUAGCCUGGCUCUUAGAAAGGAAGUCAGGGUAAGCCUGCCCAAUGAGGGCCCAGCCUGAGAGGUCCAGGAUCUGGCUAGGCUGGGGUCUGGGUAGGAGGCUGGGAUUCUUCUUCUUCCCUCUCCUUGGCGAUGCUCAGCCCAGGAGCACCCCCUUCCCCAACCCUUAACUAAAGAGGCAUGGCCCUUGCCAAACUGGUCCCUCCAAAUGGAUCCUAUUUGGACUUUAGCUCAUUUAUGGAGGAGCCCCAGGGUAGGGCAACACCUUGUUCUCUCACACCCCACUUAGGUCCUGGAGCCCCACUGCCAGGCUGGUCCAGCUUUCCCAGCCAAGGGGCUUCCCAGGCCUCCCCAAACACUUGGAGCCAUUGGGCAGCAAUGGUCUAUGCUAUGGGAUCCCCCAUUGGUGUAGCCAGGCUGCCCCCAUUUCUACCCAACCCUCUUCCCCACCCUGUCCUAUCCAUGUGCUUCCAGGGCCCCCAUGGUCCCAGGAGGAUCCU
Molecule: messenger RNA, 1836 nt
Organism: Nycticebus coucang (slow loris)
Lineage: Eukaryota; Metazoa; Chordata; Mammalia; Primates; Lorisidae
Gene: CPLX2
Product: complexin 2
Exons: 5
Coding region: 501-905 (134 amino acids)
Biological process (GO): regulation of neurotransmitter secretion; synaptic vesicle exocytosis; neurotransmitter transport
Cellular component (GO): SNARE complex; terminal bouton
Molecular function (GO): syntaxin binding
Source: RefSeq, a predicted model, not a curated record